Molecule: messenger RNA, 480 nt
Organism: Lactuca virosa
Lineage: Eukaryota; Viridiplantae; Streptophyta; Magnoliopsida; Asterales; Asteraceae
Source: the annotation of a GenBank genome assembly
AUGGUGGCCAAAAGGUUCAUUUCUUUAUUGGCUUUCACACUUCUGUUUACUCUCUCUGUUUCUUCAGAUCCAGCCGGAGUUUCGCCGUCUCCUGCUCCACAAAGCGGUUCUGAUGAUCAACCUACAAUUCCAUCUCCAUCUCCAUCUCCUUCAGCCGGUUCUCCACCAGCACCUCCGCCGUCGUCAGAUCUGGCUCCCACUCCUACUUCCACUCCGCCACCCGCUACGUCUGCACCUCCAGCUAUAUCUCCGGCACCGGAAACGGCGGAUGAUAAUGAUCUGUCCUCUGCCAAUGUGAAAAGCGAGGAAUCGAAUAAAUCUUCGUCAGGAGGAAUGAGCGGCGGGAAGAAGGCCGGGAUUGCGAUCGGAGUAAUCGCUGCCGCUUGUGUUGUCGGAUUUGGAGGAUUGCUGUACAAGAAACGCCAACAGAACAUCCGGCGAGCAGAAUUCAGCUCCGCCGCAAGAAGAGAGUUCCUCUAA